Molecule: messenger RNA, 549 nt
Organism: Solanum pennellii
Lineage: Eukaryota; Viridiplantae; Streptophyta; Magnoliopsida; Solanales; Solanaceae
Product: aspartic and glutamic acid-rich protein-like
Exons: 3
Coding region: 1-549 (182 amino acids)
Source: RefSeq, a predicted model, not a curated record
AUGGGUUUGUUUCCUAACAGAGGAGUUCGUUUAGGAGCAAAGAAAAGUGAUCCAUUCAUUUUAGAUAACAAGACAUUAAGCAAGGCACAUGCAUACUUAUUGGAAAAUUGUGACGAGAUUCAAGAAUAUAUUAGUCGAGGAAGAGAGUUUGAAGAUGAAUCUGCUGAUGAGUUUGAAGAUGAGUCUGAAAAUGACUAUGAAGAUGAGUCUGAAGAUGAGACUAAAGAUGAGCUUGAAGAUGAGUCGGAAGAAGAGUUAAAUUACUGUUGGAGAACAACGAAGCAAUCAACAUCACAAAAGAAAAAGGGUUCUAAUCCAAACAAAGCUCAAAGUCCAUUGAAGAAUCUAGCUAUUGAUAUGCAAUACCGAUUAAGUGCUGAAUUAGCCAAUAAAUUGAAGAUUAAAAGAGAACAACAUGCAAAUGAACACAAUGAUAGAGCUAAGAAACAGCAGACACCAAUACCACAUAAAAUAAAGAAUUCUGAGGAGGUUAGAACCUCACAUAUGACUGCAGGGAAAGGGCAAACUAAACAGAGGUCGUCUGAAUAG